This is a messenger RNA of Nerophis lumbriciformis (worm pipefish), 2492 nucleotides long. It is a transcript of the gene wdr54, whose product is annotated as WD repeat domain 54. Gene Ontology annotation, molecular function: protein binding. Gene Ontology annotation, biological process: cilium assembly. The record is from RefSeq and is a predicted model, not a curated record. NCBI's taxonomy places the organism in Eukaryota, Metazoa, Chordata, Actinopteri, Syngnathiformes, Syngnathidae. Gene Ontology annotation, cellular component: centriole; ciliary basal body.
AACCUGGCGGCGUUGUCUCUAUGGCUGCGGGAGACGCCGAGGGUAUUAGCCUGGAAAGAAGCGCUUACGUCACCUUGCACUAGUACAUUUCAGAUAAAGACAGCACUAAGUGUUAGACGGUUGCAUGGACGCUUUAAUAAAAAGCAGUUACCCUGUCAUUUUUGACAUUUGAACGUCAUAGUUCCAGGUGGCUUCUUGCUAACAACCACCUAGCUGCUAAUGCUAAUGCUAAUGCUAAGGACCAAGCUGUGUAGCCAGAAACCAGUGACGUCAUUGGUAUAAAACAGCCCCUCUGUCUGCAAUAGGGCACCUUUUUUUUAGGAUUACAUACAUUUAUACCGCCGUGUAACCUUCUCGAUGUAUCACAAAGAGAAGAGCAUUCAGAUUAAGAACAGCGCGUCUGCGUUGUACAACAACCUGAGCACGCUGCGCAUCGCCCCGCGGCGCCUCACCCACUUCACGGUGGUCCACGCCAAUGUGGUCAACAUGGUCAGCGCGUCCUGGGACGGCCUCAACUACUCCACCCGCCAGCUGCAGUCCAAGGAGCCCAACGUGGCCACAAGCCCAUCGCUCAUCAUGCAGGCUGCAUUUUGUGUUUUGCCCUCUCGAGAUAUGCUGGUGGUAACUUCCCAAAGAGGCAUCCAGAUGUAUGAAUCCGAUGGCUCCAUCAUGGUGUACUGGCAUGCACUGGAAACUCCUGAAACACCAACAGCUCAAGCUGUGUUUGCACGAGGGAUUGCUGCCGUUUGGGAGAAUUACAUAUGCGUCGGCUUGUCCACCUGUGGAGUUCUGGUGUUUGACAUUCCAAAUAAAGGCAGUAAUAUCACACUGUCUGAGGUCCUGGAGGAGCACAUGGAGCCCAUCACAGACUUGGCUCCAGAGUGCUCCGGCAGCCAGGAGUGCAUAGCUGACCUGGUCAGUGCAGACGAUGGCGGCACCUUGUGUGUAUGGAAGUCAGGGGAGGAGUUUCAGCUUCUCAACAAGAUUGGCGGAUUUGACAUGAGCUGCUCCUCCGUAAAGCUGUGGAAAGGUACAGUGGUGGCCGGAUACGGAACAGGCCAGAUCCGUCUCUAUGAGGCGGUGACGGGUAUUCUGCACGCUGAGGUCAACGCCCACGCUCGCUGGAUCUACUCGCUGGACGUCGCUCCGUUUUCCGGACUGCUCCUGUCUGCUGCCGAGGACUCUUUUGUGAGGGUGUGGCACAUGACAGUAACCCCAGAAACCAACAUCGUGGAGGUCGCCCAUCUACACAAUGAGUGUGUAACAGACACACAAAUCUGCGGCGCCAAGUUCUGUGACGGCGAUGGCUACGCCUUUGCUGUGACAGGAUAUGACCUCAAUGAGAUUAUCCGAUACACGCAGACAUAGGACAUCACCUUUAUCACGGCUGAGUACAUUGAUAUCAAAAUGGAUGUAAUGAGAUAUUUCCGCAGAGUCGUCCAAAUGUAGCGCAGUCAGAAGGUCAGCGGGUAUCGCAUGACGUCCUUUUUUUGUAGAAGCGUCAUUUCAGGGCGUUUGUGUCUUCAGAUACAUUUUUAAAUAUAGUCUAUUUAUAUAUAUAUAUAUAUAUACGUAUAUAUGUAUAGUACAGGCCAAAAGUUUGGACACACCUUCUCAUUCAAUGGGUUUUCUUUAUUUUCAUGACUAUUUACAUUGUAGCUUGUCACUGAAGGCAUCAAAACUAUGAAUGAACACAUGUGGACUUAUGUAUUUAACAAAAAAAGGUGAAAUAACUGAAAACUUGUUUUGUAUUCUAGUUGUUUCAAAAUAGCCACUCUUUGAUCUGAUUACUGCUUUGCACACUCUUGGCAUUCUCUCGAUGAGCUUCAAGAGUUAGUCACCUGAAAAGGUUUUCACUUCACAGGUGUCAUAGAUGCCUUCAGUGACAUUCUACAAUGUAAAUAGUCAUGAAAAUAGAGUAAACAUAUUGAAAUGAGAGGGUGUGUCCAAACUUUUGGCCUGUACUGUAUAUAUGUGUACAUUUUAACUGUUUGUUUUUAUUUACGUAUUCUACUUAUUUACUUGUACAUUAUAUUGAUUGAUUUUGAGUUGGAAAAGAAGAAUGUGUUACAAAAAAGCUCCACCAGAGGACAGUGUGACUUGUGUCAACUCUAUUUAGUACUGAAGUGUGUCCAGGUGGGAUACUUUGCAAAGACCAUAGGCAGCACAAUUUGGUGAAAAGCAUAUACAAAUUCACUUUUCACUUUUAAGAAUGUUUUUUCUUCUUCUGCCUCCAAACUUAAACAGUGUUACUAUAAAACUCACAAACCAUAUGUGAUUUUUGGAAAAUGUGAAUAAUUUUUUUCUUCUCAAACUAAUGUGGUAAAUUGAUUGUUCUGGAAGGGAAUAGAAUGGGCACAAAUAUUUUAAUUAGAAAUAAAAGAACUCUACUCACUUAAUUCUUACUUUCUAAAUUAUUUUUCAAAAGAGAACCGGCGAGGAAAGCAGUCUCUAAACACAGAAAGAUGAUGUAAUGUACCGGUACCCUCAUG